Molecule: messenger RNA, 405 nt
Organism: Staurois parvus
Lineage: Eukaryota; Metazoa; Chordata; Amphibia; Anura; Ranidae
Source: the annotation of a GenBank genome assembly
CUAAAGUCCAGUGUGUUUGAGCCAUGUCACAGAGUGGUUCCACCAGAGAUGUUCUUUGCUUCAUGUGUAUAUGAUCUCUGUGCAUGCGGAGCUGGAGAUGAGUGUCUGUGUGAUGCUCUGGAAGCAUACGCAUCAGAGUGCAGGGAGGCUGGAGUUGUCUUGCAGUGGAGGUCUCCAGCACUAUGCGCUGUUGGCUGUCCACAUGACAGAGGUUACGUGUUCGAUGAAUGUGGCCCUCCCUGUCCCAAGACAUGCUUCAAUAAAGAUGUUCCUCUUGGAGUUCUGGAGUCUCACUGUUUUAAGCCGUGUGUUCCUGGCUGUCAAUGUCCAGCUGGGCUGGUAGAACAUGAAUCUCACUGCAUCCCACCCGAGUCAUGCCCCAAGAUUAUUCAUGGAAACCUCUAA